Mesoplodon densirostris (Blainville's beaked whale) is the source of this 825-nucleotide messenger RNA. It is a transcript of the gene GJC3, whose product is annotated as gap junction protein gamma 3. Gene Ontology annotation, cellular component: connexin complex. The coding region runs from base 1 to 825 and encodes 274 amino acids. Gene Ontology annotation, biological process: cell communication. The record is from RefSeq and is a predicted model, not a curated record. NCBI's taxonomy places the organism in Eukaryota, Metazoa, Chordata, Mammalia, Artiodactyla, Ziphiidae. The transcript has a single exon.
AUGUGUGGCAGGUUCCUGAGGCGGCUGGUGGUGGAGGAGAGCCGGCACUCCACCCCCGUGGGGCGCCUCCUGCUUCCUGUGCUCCUGGGGUUCCGCCUCGUGCUGCUGGCCGCCAGUGGGACGGGGGUCUACGGCGACGAGCAGAGCGAGUUCGUGUGUCACACGCAGCAGCUGGGCUGCAAGGCCGCCUGCUACGAUGCCUUCCAUCCUCUCUCCCCGCUGCGCUUCUGGGCCUUCCAGGUCACCCUGGUGGCUGUACCAAGUGCCCUCUACAUGGGUUUCACUCUGUAUCAUGUGAUCUGGCACUGGCAGGAAUCUGAAAAGGUGAAGAAGGAAGAGGAGACCCUGAUCCGCCAAGGGGAGAAAAGCAGAGAUGCCUUGGGGCCUGGAAGCCCCAGGGUGCUCUGGGCCUAUGUGGCACAGCUGGGGGUGCGACUAGCCCUUGAAGGGGCAGCCUUGGGGGGGCAGUACCAUCUGUAUGGGUUCAAGAUGCCCAGCUCCUUUGCGUGUCGUCGAGAGCCUUGCCUUGGUAGUAUAAGCUGUAAUCUGUCUCGCCCCUCUGAGAAGACCAUCUUCCUGAAGACCAUGUUUGGGGUCACCGGGCUCUGUCUCUUGUUCACGCUUUUGGAGCUUGUGCUCCUGGGCCUGGGGAGAUGGUGGAAGAUCUGGAAGCACAAAUCUCCCUCUUCUAAUUACUUCCCAACUUCAGAGAGCACCCAAAGACACAAGGAACCGACUGAUAACUUCCCAGUGGUAGAAACAAAAGAACGGUUUGGAGAAGCAGGUGAGAGGGGCACUGAUGUCCCUCUUUCUACCUGUCCCUGA